Molecule: messenger RNA, 2505 nt
Organism: Acaromyces ingoldii
Lineage: Eukaryota; Fungi; Basidiomycota; Exobasidiomycetes; Exobasidiales; Cryptobasidiaceae
Exons: 6
Coding region: 314-2455 (713 amino acids)
Source: RefSeq, a predicted model, not a curated record
CGUACUGUACCUGAACGUGCUUUUCCCACUCCUUUCUCGAGGACAUGGCGAGACUUACGUCGCCGCUGGUCAUGAAGCUCGCAGCAGCUUUGACUGGAGAUUGAUGCACACGCGCGUGCGCAUCGUAAAAAAUGGACGGCGGAAGUGAUUGAGGCGCAGCGCUCCGAUUUGGAACCCCGAAGACGGGCGGGUUGGAUGAAAAGGAGGCGGGCGGCGGGCGGGCCGUGCCUGCUUCGCACGACCCCCCGGUGCAAUACGCCCAGCCCGACCGACGACUGGUGUCCCUUCUAAGCAGAGGGGUGGAAGCAAAGGGAUGCGCUAUCUCUCCAACUACCACGUCGGCGACAACGGCGACUGCACCGACGACGACGACGAGGGAAAGAGGACGAGGUCGAGGACGAGCAUGGGGGAAGCACCUGCGUCUGUGCAUCUCGUCGUCGUCUUGCGAGAGGAGACAGUGAGCGCCAAGACAAGGACGCCGCAGGUCCGCGUCGAGGAAGAGUAUGUUUCAAUCAAGAGCGAUGAGGAGCUCAGCCCACCCUCGACGCCGGCGACAGCGACAGCAACAGCAGCAGCAGCAGCAGCAGCAGCAGCAGCAGCAGUGAUGGUCAAGCCCAUCGGCACGCCUGAGAUCAGAAAGAUGCUCGACUUCGAUCGCAUGAUUGAGCGGUGCUCUUUUCCCAGCAGCCAAGACCAAGACGAUGGCUUGGAGCCACAGACGGCGGACAUCAGCGGGCUGAGGAAGAUUGUCAUGGGCAACGAAAGGGCCAAGAUUGCAGAGCAGCGAGGGAUGAGCAGCGUCAGCGACGGAUACCACGCCCACAUGCCCUGGGAAGCAUCGGACGCGUGGAACCACGUCCUGGAUCAAAGCGACCGCCAGGCAUCCGAACGCAUUUCUCGGUGCCGAGCUGCCUCUGUUACCGGUGCUCCCAGUGACGCGCCUCAGCAACGAUCCAACAAGGCCAAGAAAACGGUUACCCCAACGACUACUCGUUGGCCGUGGACCCAGACGCACCUGCGGCAGGCGCCUCGAGGGCAACAGCAGGGUAUAGGUGCGCGAGAAAGCAGCAGCGGCAGCAGCAGCGAGCUCGAGGAAUUCCCAUGCAGGCGGUCGUUGAGCGACUACGCGCGUUCCGCCGAGACGUCGCAGGAGAAACUGGCCGGGCCAGUAGUUGCGCCGAUCAUCAAGACGCUCAAAACGCCAUUCAAGCGGUCAUGCGAAGAGCUGCGAGACUAUGUAGACGUUAUGCGAUCCGUGGCCCGAGACUCUUCGACAUCGUCUCCACCCAGGCACAGUCUAAGUCAGAGCCAGAGCCAAAUUUACAUCAGCGCGCCACCACCGGCCGUGGUAAAAUCGAGCGUGUGCAAGGUCUCGCAGACUCAACCGACAGUCACGCCUGGCGCUCAGCUUACGACGGCAAAUCUACAUGGCACCAACACAGCGGCCAGAACGGCAGACAGCUCUACGAGCAGCCCAACCAAGCCUGCAUGGUCGAGAGACCGUGAUGCCACCGGAGCAAUUGACCUCACAAAGGCAAAGAUGAGGCUCGACUAUCCGACGGGCUAUGAAGGCUUCAACGAGAUCCUGCCACCGCCGCCUGAGCGGAAAAAGAUGCGCAAAGAAUCUAUUCUUGGGCGCAAAAAGAGCACGGUCAUUGACAAGGACGCAUUGGGCGAGGAGAAGCUCGAGCAGCGACCGGUCAAGACGCUUCACUACUGGAGGCUCCACCCUCCACUCGACUACGACCCGGCAAAGGACCGUCUUGCGCAGUCCAGAGGUGCACUGCAGUAUGGCCAAGCCGUCUUCAAAGUCAAGGUCGAAAAACCCAGCUGGACGACGAUCAGCAAGCGCUACGAGAGCCCCAUCAAAGUGUACGACGGCCAGACUGGGCAAUGUCUUAUGGUUUGUAAGCCGCACGGCAAGCGCCAGGGUUGGCUUAGCAAGGGCUCGGAAUGGACAAUCGAGAACCAGCAGACGCAGGCCCUUACCUUUUUCUCUGAAUCGGGUGAUACCGAUGACUACUGCCUCCUCAUGGAAGACGGCCAGAGCUGGAGGCCCUACGGUCCUGACCGCGACAUUCGCAUCCGUCACUCCAACGCUUCGCGUUCCCGGAAAGCCCCCAUUGUGAUCCAGUACACGGCCGAUGAAGGGAGAUUCGGCACGCUGCGCCUGGGCCUGGUUGCGCCUGAGGCUCUCCUCAACAUCUGGGACUACUACGGGCUCCCGGACGAGUAUUCAGAAUACCUCCAGCCCAUCUCUAGAGAGAGCGUCUGCGACCAGGAGCAUCCGGCGAUGGCACCCUGCGAAGCUGGCGAGAGCACACUCAUGCGAGCCGCCCAUGCCGUCGCAAUCUUCGAGGUUGUCAAUGCGCUGAGAGAUGAGUGCUCGCAGGGCGCAGGGAGGUCCAGGCGAGACGAGAGGGGAAGGCUCGACAUCAUGCCAAGGGAGGACUGAUCUCGCUGGCCUAGCCAUUAACAAUCCCUUAGGACCACAAUGGUGAUGAC